Hypomesus transpacificus is the source of this 5083-nucleotide messenger RNA. It is a transcript of the gene tbx2a, whose product is annotated as T-box transcription factor 2a. Gene Ontology annotation, molecular function: RNA polymerase II cis-regulatory region sequence-specific DNA binding; DNA-binding transcription factor activity, RNA polymerase II-specific. The record is from RefSeq and is a predicted model, not a curated record. Gene Ontology annotation, cellular component: nucleus. The transcript is spliced from 7 exons. Bases 2321 to 4351 code for a protein of 676 amino acids. NCBI's taxonomy places the organism in Eukaryota, Metazoa, Chordata, Actinopteri, Osmeriformes, Osmeridae. Gene Ontology annotation, biological process: positive regulation of DNA-templated transcription; cell fate specification; regulation of transcription by RNA polymerase II.
UACAACUCUUAAAGCAAAGCUGCGGAAAUAACAAAGGUCAUAACAUAAAGUGGCUCUCUGUGGCUAAGGAACAAAUAUUGUCAACUAAUGUUUAAUGUUUAAUUGUACACAGGAUACAUUACUAACAGGUGUAUACAGGUAUUGAAACAUGUUUUUACUAUUUUCACUCCCUUUUCCUAAAUGCUUGAUUCGUCCUACAAUUUCUUUUACUGAAAACACAAUUAGCCUACUGAUAUAGCUACAGAUAAUCUCUGACACUAUGAAUAUCUUGCAAACAGUCACGCAGGGCACUCAGUAAGGUGGCUAUAGGUUAAAGACGAUAGCUUAAUUAACUCAUAGUUACCAUAAAUAUCAAUAACACUUUGAGUUAGCAUAACAAUGAUUAAAGUGUAGAAUACGCAGUGAAAAAACAUCCAGUUCAGGUCCACAUUGAUCGUUGAAAGUCUCACCCUCAUGUGCAGGUAUAUUCAGCUGAAUUUUGGAUGAGUUUUAGACUGGAGAUUGAGGCUUGUGUCUCUGAGGACGAACUGUUUAGACGUCGGCACACACCGUGCUGGAGAAACGGCAUCGCUUCAUGUACAUCCAAGCAUUGGACUAAAUAGCCUAUAAACAUUUCUUAAAUAACCUUCGAGGAAAUGAUACGUUACAUGUGCAUAACCCAAAGCUUACAGUUCUGAUGAUGAUGUUUACCCAGAAGAGGAUGGACUGGAGCUGUUUGAAGAUCUGGGACUAAAUAUGAAGUGACAGGAGAAGUGUCUUAUUGUGGGACUCCAGCCGACUGGCGCCAGGCGCUCCUUCACAGAUGUGGAGCCUCUUAAUCAAGGAUCUGCACCCGGACUUCUUAAAGUUGUACGUCUGGGUAUUUAGAUAUUGGCCACGUUAAACGUCUACAAAACGAAAUAUGUUCAGUUUGAAAGGUGCAACUUUUUCUCCUCGGAAUAACGCGGACGUGUCCAGCAUCUCCGUGGCGCUGCGAUUCUUACAGUCAACGGUGAUCCUCGGACUCUUCCCGCUUAUCAUACCCCUCCAGAACUUGACACCGGCUAGCCAUAUGUUUUGAGUAGUCUGUUUAUUUCCUAUAAGUUAACUUCUGUAACCAAUUGUUCAAUUGCCACCUCUGGCUAUAGGUUAAGUCAUUGCUCGAAGCAUUGCCGUCUCAGCUUCAUGUUUACUCCGUGGACUGCAUGUUUGUCUUUGUGCUGCCGUAGAAGAUUUACAUGAUUUUAUCGAUAAUUUCAAGCAUUCUAACUAGUGCAAUCAAUUUUAAGUCAAUCGUUGCAUUCAAUUGUCAGUUGAUUAAGGGGUUAAAUGUAGGCUGCGUAGGCUAUUGUGUAUCCUACAUGAGGAAUCGCAUAGAUUAAUUUUAGCUAAACUAAAGGAAUUACAAACUUUCACCGACACAAUCUACUUUUUCAUGACGUAUUAAUAUUUUUACUGAGAGACAAGGAAAAUGCUAUAGGCCUUCACCGUUCUGAAACGAUUAAUGUGUUUUGAUAAUGCAAAAAACAUUGAAAGCUAUAAUUCAUACCUAAUAUGUGAAAAACAUUUGUUUUUAACUAAUUGCAACGAAUUAAAGUUAAACGUUGCGUGGUGUUUAAAGUAGGUUUCAUGAGUGAACUGACAGUCCAUUGUCCGGUAAACCAACAAACAGAGAAAUGUGAGCAAACCUUUCUGGCUCACUCCUCGCUAGGCACCCGGGACAGCCAGUCCAAAAGCUGCUCUCGGUGGAAGGGGGUGGGAUUUCAAGAUCUUUACUCUGUCAUUGGUUAAUUUUUUAUUCUGUUGACAUGUUUUCUUGCUGCUAAUGCUUCCGACACCUCCAGCCCCCUUACCGAUCUUGGUCGGAGCUGUCAAAACCACGCCUAUAGAGCUCUACAAUUGGUCCGGAAAGCGUAAAAUCGUCAAUCAAGGGGGCUUGGUUCAUUAGUGUAUGGAGCCGGGGAGGAGGGACAUGUUAGGCAGUCACAGUUCCACGGUGAUCAGGACGGGACGUCUAUGUACUGGUGCAGUUUUUGAGUUGGAACACUGAUUAUAUUUACAUGAAACUAUGUUGGUGUGGGUAUAGGGAGUCCAGCCUUGCUGUCGAAGUGUGGCUUCCGUCUCUGACGGAUAUCAUAACGGUGCAGCGUGGGGACAUCAGAAGUGGCAUUCCCUUCCUUGCACUGGUGGAAGCGUCUGGGACGCUUUGGCUCUUUGCAACGCGCAGACCAACAAUUUCAACUCUUUAGUUCUAAUUCUGAUUGGAAGUCUGGAUACAAACCGAUACAUCUGCUGUGGGCCCUAGCGUGUAAUAAUUUCAUAUUGAUUUUUGGAUGCACCGAUGAGAGAUCCAGUUUACACAGGGACUGCCAUGGCGUAUCACCCUUUCCACGCUCACCGGCCGGCCGACUUUCCAAUGUCAGCCUUUCUCGCAGCCGCCCAGCCGUCAUUUUUCCCUGCCCUGGCGCUGCCUCCCGGCGCGCUCACCAAGCCACUCUCGGACCAUGGUCUCAGUGGAGCUGCGGAGGCAGGGCUGCACGCGGCGCUGGGGCAUCACCACCAGUCGGCUCAUCUCCGCUCCCUGAAGAGUAUGGAGCCUGAGGAAGAGGUGGAGGAUGACCCAAAAGUCACUCUCGAGGCCAAGGAUUUAUGGGACCAAUUUCACAAAAUAGGAACCGAAAUGGUUAUUACAAAAUCAGGAAGGAGGAUGUUCCCGCCAUUCAAAGUACGUGUGAAUGGGCUCGAUAAGAAAGCCAAGUAUAUUCUUCUAAUGGAUAUAGUGGCCGCAGACGACUGCCGAUACAAGUUCCAUAACUCGCGUUGGAUGGUAGCUGGAAAAGCCGACCCAGAGAUGCCGAAGCGAAUGUACAUCCACCCAGACAGCCCUGCCACCGGGGAGCAGUGGAUGGCCAAGCCCGUUGCUUUCCAUAAACUCAAGUUGACGAAUAAUAUAUCAGACAAACAUGGAUUUACUAUAUUGAAUUCGAUGCACAAAUACCAGCCUCGGUUUCACAUAGUGAGAGCCAACGACAUCCUCAAGCUACCGUACAGUACUUUCCGAACAUACGUUUUCCCAGAGACCGAUUUCAUCGCAGUCACUGCUUAUCAAAACGACAAGAUAACUCAACUAAAAAUCGAUAACAAUCCAUUUGCCAAAGGAUUCAGAGACACAGGAAAUGGAAGAAGAGAAAAGAGUCCGGUCUGCAGGAAGCAGUUAACACUUCCAUCGCUACGAAUGUAUGAAGACCAGAGCAAAGCGGACGGCGACUGCGCCGACUCAGAUGACUCUUCCUGUGAACAAACUGGAAGGGAAUCCAUCCACUCUCCCCUCGGACCCGGGAGCAGUCCACAAGGGUUCAACCAACCUAGUCGAGAUGAGAAGACUACCGACAGUGACCAGGAGAUCGACCCACAAGAGGAGCGCUCUACUGGAGCCAGCAGCCCCCCAGCUGAGCGCUCCUCCCCUGCCAGCCCCAGAGGCAGGAGGAUGGAGGGUCAUGAUGCAAGGAAAGAGAGUGACUCUGUGUUUAGUAUUCGAAAUCUUGAAAAGGACAAGUUGGACAGUAAACAUCGCAAAGAGCAGGAAUUUACCAAGAAGGACACGGAUGCUGGCUUAGGUGGGGUUAAGGAGGGCUUUUCUCCUUUAAUGGUUCAAACGGACAGCCCAUCACAUUUCAGCGCCAGUCACCUGCAAAGCCUUGCCCUGUCUGGCUUGCACAAUCAGCAGUUUUUCAACCCACUUAAUACCGGCCAACCGCUGUUCUUCCACCCCGGGCAGUUUGCAAUGGCUCCUGGAGCAUUCUCCACCAUGGGUAUGGGGCAUCUGCUUGCCUCUGUGUCCGGGGCCAGUGGCCUGGAGAACGGCCUGUCCUCUCAAGGCUCUCCUAAUCAUUUCCCAUUUCACUUGUCGCCGCAUAUGUUGGCCUCUCAGGGAAUUUCGAUGCCCCCUUUUGGAGGACUGUUCCCAUACCCCUACACCUACAUGGCAGCAGCAGCAGCUGCAGCCUCAGGUUUCCCUGCCUGCUCUGCCUCCACACUGGGGAGGAGUGCCUUCCUUAGCUCUCGCCCUCGGCUCCGCUUCAACCCUUACCACAUCCCCACGUCUCUGCACCCCGGCUCCAACCUGCUCUCCACUGGCCUGCCGGGGGGCGUCCCUGCAGGGGCCGAGGUGUCCAAGUCCAGCAGCCCAGAGACCAGCCCGGUAUUGGAGCACCGUGGCAUCAAAGCUGCUUCCAACCAGAGGACGACAUCGCCCAAAACAUCUGUGAAGGAUUCCAUCAACGAGCUGCAGAACAUCCAGAGGCUUGUGAGAGGACUUGAAAAAACACAAACCGUGUUAGACGCUAACCCUACAAUAGAUUCCCCAAAGUGACAAAAAAACUAUAUUCAAACUGUGACAUGGCUGCAGCAUAUUCACCAGUUACCGACGGGAACACGGUGCUGGUAACUUCUGUGAGCUUACAAAGACCACAUGACAUCUUGGAAUGUUGAGCCAAGAAGACACUGUGGUUAUGGGACUUAUCUGUAGCCUACUUAGAAAGAGUUAAAUCCACAAUAUAGAACAUUUAAUCAGAUUUCUAAAAGGGAUUGAAAGAACCCUAACUCUGGUUGGACUCCUAAUCUGUUCUCCUUGGAUUGAAGUUGUUGGUCUAAUUGAAUUAUUUAUGUUACAAUGAAAAGUAAUUUUGUAUAUAGGGCCUAUACUGUAAACGAAUUGAAUGAGAAUAGAAUACGUAAUUAGUUAUUUAUUUAAACAUGUACAUUGGUGUGUAUAUAUUACUUAGAUUUUUUGCAUUUUAAUUUCCAUUUUACAUGGAAAUAUUGUACAUGGAUACCAUUUAGAGCUUUUUGAAAAGUUUGUUUCAAAAGUUUGUGACGCUUCACUGUUUAUCCUGCCAGUGAGAUAUGAAGGAAUGCGUGCCACAGCAGAGCACCGUGUAUUUGGCAGAGAAAACUCAGGUUUAUUUUUCACCAGCACUAAAUACUAUAGCCUACCUCGUUAGUGGAAACGAAUUGGCAUCUUUUGUGCUGGUUUAUUCGGGUAAAUUAAUAUGCUUUUGUUGUGAUUAUCACACUUUCAAUAAAAAAGAAUGUGUCGAUCAGA